This is a messenger RNA of Malaya genurostris, 962 nucleotides long. RefSeq names its product transcription initiation factor TFIID subunit 9 (gene Taf9). The record is from RefSeq and is a predicted model, not a curated record. Lineage: Eukaryota; Metazoa; Arthropoda; Insecta; Diptera; Culicidae. Gene Ontology annotation, biological process: RNA polymerase II preinitiation complex assembly; DNA-templated transcription initiation. The coding region runs from base 126 to 911 and encodes 261 amino acids. The transcript has 3 exons. Gene Ontology annotation, molecular function: RNA polymerase II general transcription initiation factor activity; transcription coactivator activity; protein heterodimerization activity. Gene Ontology annotation, cellular component: transcription factor TFIID complex; SAGA complex.
CACUGGCUCAGUUGAAGUUCUCUGUUUAUUUUUGAUUAGCUGACGCUUUCUUCAAUUUUUUGUUUCAAAUUUGUUAUAAGUAUUGCUGUGUUUUAAAAUUCUCAGUUUCUAUAAAACUUGAGAACAUGGAAAAUCCAACUCAUUCACACCAGGGUGAUCGGGAGAAAUCUGAAAAAGUAAAAAUUGCUAACCAAGCCAAGCACAUACCGAAGGAUGCACAAGUAAUAAUGUCUAUUUUGAAAGAACUUGGUGUCACUGACUACGAACCAAGAGUUAUCAAUCAGCUAUUGGAAUUUACAUACAGAUACGUAACUUGUAUUCUGGAUGAUGCAAAAGUAUUUGCUAACCAUGCCAGAAAAAAGGUGAUCGAAUUGGACGACGUGAAAUUAGCCACUCAAAUGAUACUUGAUAAGGCAUUUACCAGUCCGCCUCCACGAGACGUUUUGUUAGAGAUAGCACGUAACCGAAAUAACAUACCGUUGCCGUUGAUCAAAACUCACUGCGGUCUUCGCUUACCGCCAGAUCGUUAUUGUUUGUCGGCUUGCAACUACAAACUGCGUGCUGCUCAACAAGCAAAAAAAAUGACAAAGUCCGCAAUCGAAGGUCGCUCAUCAAUAAAAACAGUUCCUGGAAAGAGCAUAGGAGGAGUGUCCGGCGUGAAACGACCGGCUGUUCAAUCCACUGCAAAAACACAAGUUGUGGCGAUACCUAAGCCAGUGUUCAAAUUUACCACUGCAGCGAAAACAGCUAUCCCGAAGGCCAUUAAAAAUCCAAAUGUUGGUGUUGAUGGCCCAAACACAAUAGAGAUCAAAACUGAAAUUGAAGAUCCACUGUCUUUCGGGAUGAGUGACACGGAUACCGGAAGUUCAAAACGAAAACGAGAGGAAGAUGAUUUCGAAAUAGUUCAAUAAAUCUGGAUUCCAAAUCAUAUCGAAUUGAAUAUACACUUUUUGUCAGCUUAA